ACCAUUAUCAUCAACUACAAAAUACAUUUCAAGAAGUAAACAAAAAUCUAAAACAAUAAUCAUAAUAAGAGCCGGCAGAAGCUUUUGUCUUUACAAAGCAAACUAAAACGAAUUGAGAAAGGGUAGGUAAAAGACACAAUCUUUUCCCUUCGAUAUGAUCAGAAAGAUGGCAUUGGUGUUUGCAUCAAUGAUCUUUCUUGCAUUUCUUGAAAUUCCGGCGGCUGCGAUUGUUGGGACCAACCCACUUGAACUCUCCGGCAGGGAAGAGUUGGUGGAGAUGGGAGGUUACGGAGAGGACAAAAUCUCUACUGUUCUAAUUGAUGGUUCUGUUUUAUGUCACCCUUGUGAUCAUCUCAACCGACCUAAUAAACCUCUUCCCAUCUCAGGAGCUUCAGUGGCAGUUAGCUGCAACAGAAAGGGGAGGAUGGGCAAAACAUCAUGUGAGGCACACAACACAACAGAUGAACAAGGAUACUUCCUUAUAGAUCUUCCUUCACAUCUUCAUGCAAUUCCAAACCUGGAAAAGGCAUGCAGUGUGAGGGUUGUUCAUCUACCAAAGAAUUCUGCCUGCCAUCCACAUUUGAUUAAGAAACACAAAGCCAUCAGUUUGACAUCAAACAUUGAUGGUAUUCGCACUUACACAAGCCAUAAGAUAACCUUAACGACACCAAACGAUUCGAAAGCGUGCAGCGAAAGCCUAGUUAGAGCCGCAAAACGUGCCCGCGCCUAACCGGAUUCGCCACAUCUGCUCGGUUAGUUGGCGCUCCAGUCACGAUAUCCGAGCUACUCGUCAUGUUUAAUCAACUCUUUGUAAUGCUCCAUAUAUAAGAAUAGGCUUUACUUGAGAUUCUACAUCCUGAGUGUGUGUGUUUGGGUGUGAUGACAGACAUGAGGAAGACAGAAUGAUGCAAAUUACGACAAGCUGCAACGCCUCUAUUCAGAACUUAAUUAACCUUGCAUGUGAUGUACUUCUAUAAUAUAUUUGUACAAACUUUAUACUCCGUAUAUAAAAUAUAUACUCAACUAAAAGGGUAUUAAUUUUGUUAAGACUAAGUUCCAUCCUUACCAAAGGAAU
Cuscuta europaea is the source of this 1075-nucleotide messenger RNA. Lineage: Eukaryota; Viridiplantae; Streptophyta; Magnoliopsida; Solanales; Convolvulaceae. The record is from the annotation of a GenBank genome assembly.